Tetrahymena thermophila SB210 is the source of this 2301-nucleotide messenger RNA. RefSeq lists its product as hypothetical. The record is from RefSeq and is a predicted model, not a curated record. The transcript has 7 exons. NCBI's taxonomy places the organism in Eukaryota, Ciliophora, Oligohymenophorea, Hymenostomatida, Tetrahymenidae.
AUGAUUUAGAGCGCAGGGAAAGUUAUGGAUGCUCCUUAAACUUUUGAAACCAUCCAAAAAGUUACUGAGGAAUCAAAUCCAUUAGAUAAUUAAAGAGAAAACUUUUUUCAUAGAUAAUACUCAAGUGGUAUGCAAAGCAAUCAAGGAAGUGCAGGAUCGUUGAGUUAUCAUUAGUAGAAUAGUUAAUUAACUGGAAAUCCAUAAGUUAAGAGAAUCAAUAAUUGCAACAGUUAAGACACUCCCUAGUAAAAAGUGAUAAAGAAGUAAUUUUCAAAAUCAAAAGAGAGAAACUCAAGCUUGACUAACAAUAACACUAGUAAUAAUGUUCAAUCCUCUACAGGUAACAAUAACAAUAACCACAAUAAUAUGAGUAUAAAUUCAGCUAAGAAUUACUAAAAUAAUUUAAGCAACUAGUAUUACUAAAAUAAUAUAAGCAGCUAGAUUAAUUAACCUAUUAGUACUCUCGCCUGUUCUACUAUUAAUGAUUCAAGCUCAAUAUACACUUCAGCAUAAAAUCCUUUUGGGAAUUAAAGUAACUAAAUGCUCUUUCAUACCCAUAAUAAUAUUAACAAUAACAGUAGCAAUAACUCUGCAAAAAAAUUAUCAAAUGCUGUUUAAUGCGAAAAAAAUGUUUUAUAGCUUUAGAAUACAAUCAAAACAAAAGACUCAAACGUAUUAAAGGAUACCACAAUAAUGGUAGGCAAUAGAAAUUAUUUAUAAAAUUCUUCCAUCACACCAAAAUUGAAUAACAAUUAUGUGAACAAAAACAACUAUUGUUCAGUUCCUUAAAAAUGUAUAUCAAAAGAUCUCUAUAGUUUUGAGUAUACUUUACAGCCUAAUCACUAAAGUUUACUCUUUAGGAAUUAAGAGAAUACAGAUCCAAUCGCACAAUCUCGUUAGGGAACUAUGCGAUCAGAAAUAAAGCUACCUACUGAUCAUUAGUAGUAGUUCUACAAUGUUGAGAACAAGUUACCCACUUAAUCAGAUAAUCUAAGUACUACAAAAGAGCUUGAUUAAGAAGGAUAGUAGCACCUCAGAAACGUUGAUAAUUACCACAUUUCAACUAAAUGCUUAAAUGACUUGAAUAGUAAUAGUAUGAACAAUAAAUCAAAACCAUUUUCUCUAUUUACAAAGAAACAAGAAGAAUAUGAUAUCUCUCAAAAUUGUGAUCAAAGCAUUAUUCCACAAGAAACUUCUAAUUCUAACGGAGUUUCACAAACAUUCCAAAAUAAUUAAAAACAAAAGCAAUCUCUUCCUAGUACUAGCAGUCACCAGCUUAUUUUUAAUAAUGAAAAUAAUUAUCAAACUUAAUUUAAAGACCUACUUGACUGGAAAAUAGAAGGCUCUAAAUUAGAAUUAAAUACUAGCCAUGACUAAUUAAUAUAAAAUAAUAGUACAGAUUUGAGCAAUAAACACACUUAAAAUAAUUUAGUUAGUGAUAAAAAAUUAUAGAAAAACUGUGACUGUUUGAAAGAAAUUACUGAGCUGAAGGUUAUGAUAAGUGAAAUGCAAAAAAAUUAAAUUGUUUAAGCUUAAAUUAACUAAAAACUAUAAUAAGAUAAUGAAAAUAUAUGGAAAGCUUUUCGUCAAUUAAAAUCCUAACUAAGCAAAAACUAGGAUUUAGGUAAUUCUGAUUGCGACUAAACAAAAGAAAAUGCUUAUGCAGAUAAAGAAAACAUAAAAUCAACUGAUAAAACUAAAUAUAAGAAAAUAGUUAAAAGUUUAGUAAGCAAAAAUAAAGAGCUUAAAAAAUAAAAUAAUGAAAUAGAAGCUGUUUUAAAAGACAUUUUAUUACAGAAUGAAAUAUCAAGAUAGAGGAUAGGUAUUAGGGAUAAAUUAAGCUGUAAAAAUUCCAGAGCCAACAGUAGAAGUGGAGUUAGCAGCAAUAAUGAGACAGAUUUCAUUUUAGAUAAUCAUUAAAAUGGGAAUUUCGAUGGAAAUACUUCUUAAAAUUACCACGUCUACAGACCUAGAUCUUCAAGUAAUGCUUCAGGAAUUAACUCUACAAAAAGAGGAAAUGAAAAUAAAUCGCUAAAGUCAAAUCCAUACCACAACAUUUUAAAAAGAGCUAAAAACUUGCAUGAAAACAUCGAAGUGCUGAAAUAGGAUUCUCUUAUCUUAAAUCAAGUAGGAAUUCAUUUAAAUACUUACUAAAGCAAUGAUACAAAAAAUAUUUCUUACACUCCUUAAAAUGAGAACUUCGGGUCAAUAAACAAUUACGAAUAAGAAAAUUCAAAUGAUAUCAAAAUUAGAUAGAUCCUCUCAAAAAUUUAACACCAUGAUACUCUUUAAAACAGCUGA